AUGGUCUCUGUGGAAACGAGAGCAAUGGUCGUCAUACUUGUACACCACUGCCUUUUAAUUUUGUGUUGCAAUUUAUGUUGGAAAAGAAUCGCUUCAGCAGCCCGUCAGUCGCGGUAUAUAGACGACGACUUGGCAACACCGCGAGCUUCAACCUUUGACGUGCGGUCGGAGGCCGAUCACUUGCAAACUGCUUCGAUGACGUCAUCGAUUGUCGUAGAAAGUCAUGACUCGUCCAAUACAUCGCCGACCGAAAGUCGAAUCGAUGUAGUCAAUCCAUCGGAUGUAACAAGCACACCGAAGCCAUUCCGAUGUGUGACGCGGUCGGCGAAAGCGAAGCGAAUCCGUUUUUAUCGGAAUGGCGACCAAUACUACAAGGGUUUGUGGUACGCAUUGCGGAGCGAUCGUGUUCGAAGUAUGAAGCCAUUGAUGGAAGAUCUCGCAAAAGCGAUGGGUGAUUCAACAGCCCUUCCACUAGGCAUACGUCAUAUAUUCAGCAUAGAUGGGCAAACUCGCAUCACCGAUAUCGACCAGUUUGAAGACGGAGAGUCAUACGUGUGUUCUAGUACGGAAGCGUUCAAAUCUGUAGAUUAUACGAACGCACGUGAACCGUUUUGGUGUUUUGCGCUUUCGAGAACAAAUCGACCGAACGAUGCCGCCAUGUUGGGUCUCUGUGGAACAGAUCAUGUUGCCGUCGAACCUACCCACUUUGUGUUUCCACGUAUCAUCACCGUAAUCCGUAAUGGUGUGAAGCCACGAAGAGUUGUUCGCCAUCUCUUGAAUAAGAAGACGGCAAGAUCGUUCGAUCAGGUCAUGACGGAUCUCACGUGUGUGGUUAAGCUUGAUAGUGGUGCUAUCCGGAAACUGUUCGCUUUAGGGGGCAGUGCGGUGCUCACAUUGCAAGACUUUUUUCGAGAAGACGAUGUUUUCAUAGCAUAUGGUAACGAAAGGGCCAGCGCCGACGACUUUUACGUGAUUUCGGAAGAGUAUAAACGCCUCUAUUCUGGUGGAGUACGUCGUGGUGGUCGACGAGGUGUGACCUCUCGUCCACGAGUGAUGCCAGCUCGAAAUGAAAGUCUGCGGGAUGAUCGCUGUGGUAGUGUGGUGCCAGAUGAGUUAGCACGCAAUCUCCCUGCUGAACUGGAUGAGAGAUUCACUGUGUUACGAUUGCUCGGUGAUGGCAACACCGCGCUUGUGUACGAGGUCAUGGAUCGACGGACGCAAGAACAUGGCGCGUUGAAAGUGAUUGCGCGUGACUCGGCCGUUGGAAAGAUUGCGCUGAUUGAAAGCGAACUGGCCAUCAUGAAACGGAUCGAACACCCAUUCAUUGUGCAAAUGUUUGACAACUGGACAAUUGACGGCGCUUAUUACCUGUCACUGGAACUGGUUGAGGGUGGCGACCUGUUCGAACAUCUCUGCGUUGUAAGGCGCAUAAGCGAACGUCAAGCUGCCCGUCUGACCAAGGGCUUAGCACAAGCGUUGACUUCCGACGGGUCCCAAGACGAUCUAUUCGCUCAAAUUAUGCGUGGUAGAGUAAGCUUCCCAUCACCGUCAUGGGACAAGAUCUCCGCCUCUGCGAAAGCGCUCAUUUUAUUACUGGUAAAUACUGAUAAGGAGGAGCGGUUCUCCGCUCAUGAUGUGCUGGACAAUCAAUGGAUCAAGGUUGGUCUUAUCUUUGAACCUGUUUAG
Molecule: messenger RNA, 1686 nt
Organism: Ostertagia ostertagi
Lineage: Eukaryota; Metazoa; Nematoda; Chromadorea; Rhabditida; Trichostrongylidae
Source: the annotation of a GenBank genome assembly